UGUGGAUAACCAGCUUCCGGUUCCGUCGGGCUAAUCCUCUCCUAAGCUACGUGUCUCUGCCUUCUCAGACCGCCAUCCCGCAAUCAGCCAUGGAUCAGGUAAUGCAGUUUGUUGAGCCAAGUCGGCAGUUUGUGAAGGACUCAAUUCGGCUGGUUAAGAGAUGCACCAAACCCGAUAGAAAAGAAUUUCAGAAGAUUGCCAUGGCCACGGCCAUAGGAUUUGCUAUCAUGGGAUUCAUUGGCUUCUUUGUGAAACUGAUCCACAUCCCUAUUAAUAACAUUAUUGUAGGUGGCUGAGUGCUCUCUCUUCGUGGGAACUAGUGAACAAAUGAGUGUGUGAGCUCAUGAAGUAAAAAAUUGCCUGUAUACUUUGUGUUUUUCUUUCCUUCUCCCUAGGCAGUUUUCUAUUUCUAAAUUAAAAUAAUUGCAAAAUAAACAUUUUUUUCCAUAAUAGACAUUGAUUAAAUUUAAGUGACAGAUUAUCCUGGAUUUCAUUUUCUUGACUCUUUGAUUUGAAGGAAAAAUUAUGAUAACCACGGAAGCAUUGUGAAUUCAGAUGCUUUUCUUCCUUACACUGUUUGGGCUAUAACAAAAUGCCCGAAGCUGGGUAGUUCGUAGGUAAUCGAUUCAUUUUCCCAUUCUGGAGGCUGUGGAGUCCAAGUGUAGCAGUGCCAGCAGAUGCAGGUGCUGCUGAGAACCUAGUCUUGGUACUUCAGAGGGGGCCUGUGGUGGUCAGGGUGGCUGAAGGACAGACAGUUGUGUGAAGAUCCUUUAAUAGUGGCCACAGUCCCAUCUAUAGGGAGGGUACUAGGUGAGCUAAUUACCUCCUGCAGAAAUGACCUCAGUACUGUGUAUUGGAGAUUACAUUUCCAUGUGUGUCCAGAUGUUUUGCUGUAGUAGAAUAGCAAGUAAAUAAUGGGAAAGAUAGCAAACACAUUACUUUUGAGGUAGGAUAGAGGUUUUGUCCAUAUUGCACUUAAAUUGUAAAUAGAUAAUCAUGCAGAAGUUUAGGAGAUACUUGAAACAGCUUUUUGAAGUCUGGAGGUGAAGUUCCUUCCCCAAUAUAUACUAACUGGUCACACUCCCACAAAUAUUGACAUUCUGAGUUUAUGAAUUUUCUGAAUUCUCUUUUUAGCUACUGCACACAUGGUUAAACAUUGAUUGGUAGUUACUAAGGUAGCAGAUAUUUUACAUAUCUUUGUUUUAUAUUGCUAAUAUCAUGGCACAUACUGGGUAACUUAUUAAAACCUAUUAGAAUUCAAAAGCUGGGUAUUUCAGUGUUCAGUCCCAGCAUCUAGCAAGGGUCUUGUUGGGACCCCAUCCUAUGAUAGUGACUGAGAGAGCAGGAAGUGGUAGACUGGCAGCCUCAAGCUAUUUUGUAAUUGUUAUUCAAUCCAUUUAUGAAAAUAAAGACUUCAUGAUUUAAA
Messenger RNA from Onychomys torridus (southern grasshopper mouse), 1426 nucleotides. It is a transcript of the gene Sec61g, whose product is annotated as SEC61 translocon subunit gamma. Gene Ontology annotation, cellular component: Ssh1 translocon complex; membrane. The record is from RefSeq and is a predicted model, not a curated record. The transcript has 4 exons. NCBI's taxonomy places the organism in Eukaryota, Metazoa, Chordata, Mammalia, Rodentia, Cricetidae. The coding region runs from base 90 to 296 and encodes 68 amino acids. Gene Ontology annotation, molecular function: transmembrane protein transporter activity. Gene Ontology annotation, biological process: post-translational protein targeting to membrane, translocation; protein targeting.